UAAUGUAAUAUAGUUAGAGUGGGAGUGGAGGUAAGAGCCAGCCGUUAGGAUGGACUCGCUGUUAAACCUUCCGUUCGUCACUUACUUAUUUAUUUACUUGCUAUGUACUUCGUGCAUCUCCAGCAGGAAGUAGUGAUUAAGCAGCCAACAACCAUUAAAUUUGAAGAGGUAUAAGAACUGGUGUCUUUCUCUCUUUUUUUCAAUGAACUGAAAAUAGUUCCUAAAUUUUAGAUCGCGUGUGAUAUGCAUGUUGGAAUUUUUAAUGUUGAUUGGUGGAGCAACUGCACCCUGGUUAAGUACUGGUUUGCAUCAAAUACACGCUAGGCUACCUUUCCCUAUUAUGGCUACUCUAUGCGCACUAGCUGGUUGGAUUACUACGAUGUUGAAAGAGACAAAAGAUACUCCCACGCCUGAGCUACUAGAUGAUCGUAAAGCAUCCACUAGAAUAAAAUCAUUGGUAGAUAACGUUCGAGAUAGCCAUUCAAUAAGCAGCAGUCGUACAGGUUCUGAAAACAGAUUGAGUUUGAUAUACGAUGCAAAACAAACAACAGUUCUCUAAAGAAAUGAAACAAAA
Messenger RNA from Hydractinia symbiolongicarpus, 574 nucleotides. RefSeq lists its product as uncharacterized. Bases 248 to 559 code for a protein of 103 amino acids. NCBI's taxonomy places the organism in Eukaryota, Metazoa, Cnidaria, Hydrozoa, Anthoathecata, Hydractiniidae. The transcript has 3 exons. The record is from RefSeq and is a predicted model, not a curated record.